AAAGAAUUCAAGAAUGGCUUCUAAUUCUAAAGAGCCUUUUAUUGUUUACAAAAAUUAUAGAUAAUAGCAAAAAGAGGCAAAAAAAGAAGAUCUCAAAGAGAAAAUAGUUACAAAUAAAAUUAAAAAGCCUAAAAAAAAUACAAGCCAAUAACCAACUUAAAAAAAGAUGAUUGAUCAAAAUUUAUUAUAUAAAGUUCUUCAGCAGCAUAAACAACAAUAAUAAAUACUUUAACAAUUCAUUCUUGAUUAACGAAUGCUUACAAAUGCUUAAGAUGAUAUUGAUGUUGAAGAAUUUUCACCAAUUUAUAAAUUCGGCAUACCAACUACACCAUAGAAUGUUGGAUUGCAAAGAAGAAUGAGCAGAGAUGAUGAUGAUUUCAAAAUUUGA
Messenger RNA from Paramecium sonneborni, 388 nucleotides. The record is from the annotation of a GenBank genome assembly. NCBI's taxonomy places the organism in Eukaryota, Ciliophora, Oligohymenophorea, Peniculida, Parameciidae.